Messenger RNA from Drosophila innubila, 479 nucleotides. RefSeq names its product acyl-CoA-binding protein (gene Acbp6). The record is from RefSeq and is a predicted model, not a curated record. Lineage: Eukaryota; Metazoa; Arthropoda; Insecta; Diptera; Drosophilidae. Gene Ontology annotation, biological process: fatty acid metabolic process. The transcript is spliced from 2 exons. The coding region runs from base 85 to 333 and encodes 82 amino acids. Gene Ontology annotation, molecular function: long-chain fatty acyl-CoA binding.
GCCAUUAUAUAUAAGCAUGGAGUGGAAUGAGGAGCCACAAUUUGUAUCCGUUCGCCAAACACAACAAACCACCAAAACAUCAACAUGCUGACCUUUGAGGAAAUCGUUGAGAAGGCAAAGAACUUCAAGCAGACCGUCACCAAGGAAGAUUUCCUGGAAUUCUACGGUUAUUACAAGCAGGCCACCGUCGGCGAUUGCAACAUCGAUGAGCCCGAGGAUGAGGAGCAGAAGGCCCGCUAUCUUGCCUGGAAGAGCAAGGCUGGUCUUACCCUCGAGGAUGCCAAGAACCAUUACAUCGAGGUCUACAAGAAGUAUGCCGCCAAAUACGAGUAAUCUGUGCCCUUCGUGAAAUUUUGCAGUAGCCAAUAAUCUUAACCUUGUCACAAUAAUAUUUCUGUCGUAGUUGCCGUUGUUACAAAAUGUAUUUAUUGUAUUUUUAUACUAUGGUUUAAUAAACCCAUAAGCAUUUAAACAAAGAA